AUGGCUCUCCAGGUCAGAGUUGCUCCAAGCAAGGUUGUUUUGCAAAACCUUCUUAUAAGUGUCAUCCUCUUCUACACUGUGUACUGCGUGGUUCUGAGCCUGGGCUGCAUGGCGCUCAGGGUGGAUGAAUUGGAUGUCCUGGCACCAUUUGAUUUCCAAACAAAUCCCUCAUGGGCCAACACAAAUUAUAAAGUGCUUUUAGUCUCAACUGAGGUCACCUUUUGUGGAUUGCUUUUCAUUCUGGUUGUGGAAGAAUGGGUUUGGGAUUAUGCUAUUUCAGAUGUUCUCCAUGUUGCCAUCACUUCAACUGUUAUGUUGGAAUUUCCCUUGACAUUACAUUGGUGGGCUAUUAUAGAUCAGCUAGAGAGGUCACACGUCCCAUUGAAAGGCCCUUGUGGAGUCGAGGAAGCCGAGCAUGCUCACUGCGGCGGCUUUCGCAUCCAUCCUCAGCUGCAGCGGCCGCGGGCUUCCCGGGAGCCCGCCCGCCCCGGCACUCUGCCUGCUGAGCGCCGGACGCGGCACUCGGUGCCCACGCGGGAGCCCCGCGCUUCCAGCAGCUGCUGGACGAUCGAGCAGAAAUGA
This is a messenger RNA of Eptesicus fuscus (big brown bat), 582 nucleotides long. RefSeq names its product transmembrane protein 244 (gene TMEM244). The record is from RefSeq and is a predicted model, not a curated record. NCBI's taxonomy places the organism in Eukaryota, Metazoa, Chordata, Mammalia, Chiroptera, Vespertilionidae.